ACGCGUGCAAUCGUCGAUGGGACGGAACCGUUGUCAGAAUGCCUCGGUAACUGGCCGCGUUCGAUCACAUUUGGCCCUAAGUCGUUUAACGAGGCAGCGGCGCGUACGUCGUCGACGGGAAGCUGAUUUGACUCGAGCGGUAUGACGUCAGAGGUGGUAGGCCGUGUUCGCGGAGGAAGAGUAGGAUUGGCUGUCAGGAGUGAUCGGUCCGGCGAAGGAGUAGGAGGCCCCGGGUCGCCAUUUUGGGCUGGUUGCGAGAGCUUUCUGUCGUCGCCUUGAGCCGCGAGCUGUGCCGUCCGCCCAGCUGGAGCCGUUCACGCGCGCGCGAUAUACUCGCCAGAGCUCCCUCAGCCAGAAUUCGAUCGAACUCGCCGACGAAGACAGGUUGCGCAGGCCGGCGUACUCGCGAUCGUUCGAAGAUCGGCAGAGGAAUCGUGCUCGAUCCGACGGGGGACCGACCGGCUUCACCACGCACACGUACCUUCCCGAUUCCGACACGUAUAUACGUGAAACGAUGCGCGUGUGAGAUCGUCGUUUUCGCCUCUUGCUUCGGUGUGCUCUCCUCGUCCGGGUCCGUUCGAAACGCCAGUUUGUCGAGCGGUGGUGGUGGUGGUGUUCGCGUGUGAUCGUCGAGGCUGGAGAACAGUUUUUCUGGCUGUUGGUAAAUAGCACGACACAAGAGAACAAGAGAGAAAGAAGUCGAAAGGUGCGUGAGUUUCGAAGAAGAGGAGAAAAAAAAAGGAAGGAAGAAAAAGUUCGAGUGUGACAGAAGCAGCAGGGACAGUAUGGCGGGACAGACGAUCAACGACAGGCUAUUGGCAGCGAGGCACAGCAUCGCCGGCCAGGGUCUUGCCAAAGCUGUCUGCAAAGCGACCACCGAGGAGAUGAUAGGACCAAAAAAGAAGCAUCUCGAAUACUUGGUGCGGUGCACGAACGAACCGAACGUGUCGAUACCUCAGCUGGCGAAUCUUCUGAUAGAACGAUCGCAGAACACGAACUGGACGGUUGUUUUCAAAGCUCUGAUCACGGUGCACCAUAUGCUUUGUUACGGCAAUGAGAGGUUUACACAGUAUCUGGCGUCGAGUAACAGCACGUUUCAACUCAGUAAUUUUCUCGAUAAAAGCGGUGUUCAAGCAGGAGCACGCAUUGGCUACGACAUGUCACCAUUCAUCAGGAGAUACGCAAAGUAUCUCAACGAGAAGGCACUCUCCUACAGGACCGUGGCGUUCGACUUUUGCAAGGUGAAAAGGGGGAAAGACGAUCGUACACUGCGAACAAUGAACGCGGAGAAACUGCUGAAAACUUUGCCAGUUCUACAGUCGCAAUUGGACGCGCUGUUGGAGUUCGAUUGCACCGCCAACGAUCUGACCAACGGCGUCAUAAACAUGGCUUUCAUGCUCCUCUUUCGAGAUUUGAUUAGACUGUUCGCCUGUUACAACGACGGCAUUAUUAAUUUGCUAGAGAAAUAUUUUGAUAUGAAUAAGAAGCAGUGUCGCGAGGCUCUGGAUCUGUACAAAAAGUUUCUCAUACGAAUGGAUCGGGUGGGUGAAUUCUUGAAAGUUGCCGAGAAUGUUGGCAUUGAUAAAGGAGACAUACCUGAUCUGACAAAGGCCCCUAGUAGCUUACUGGACGCGUUAGAGCAACAUCUUGCAUCCCUGGAAGGAAAGAAAGGAUCAGCAGCAAACACACCGACGCAGUCUGCAAGCAAUAGAACGAAUGUAAAGUCGGGAGUGUCCGCCCUGUCUUCCACCAGUACUGCGUUUGGAACAGCAGCCAGUAAUAACCGCCUCGACCACGCCGGAAAUGGACACAUCGACGAAGCACUGCGGCAGCAAGCCCUCGCGGAAGAGGAGGCUGCUAUGAAUCAGUACAAGGCGAAAGUGCAAUCACCGUCGGGCGGACCAAGUACGAAUCCAUUCCUCAGUUCGCCGACGAACAAUGCCAAUCAGCCGAUAGUUGAUCUGUUCAGCGCGCCAUCAACGACAACGACCGCCGAUAAUCAACCGCAAAAAGCGUCGGAUGACCUGCUCCAAUUAGCGGGCAAUCCUUUCGCGGACAUGUUCGGAGCGCCGCAGCCUGCAGCUGCGCCGGCUACGCAAACGCAGAACAAUAUGUGGAUGACUAACGGUUUCGCCGCAGUGCCCCCAGCAAAUAAUAACUUUGUUACAGAUAACAGUUUCUCCUCCGUGUUCGGUAAUCAAGACUCGAAAUCUGCUGGUGCUCCAGGAACGGCCGGAUCCGUACCGAAUCCCUUUAUGUCCGAUUUCCCUUCCCUCGGUUCCCAGCCGACGCAGUCAAACGCAGCCGCUUUCGGUCUCUUCGAGCAGGGUGCCGCGAACGUUGCUGCCAGUGCCAGCGGUGGUGGCGAUGGCCAGCAACAAGGGCAAACCGGCGGAGACCUGUUCAGUGCUGGCGGCCAGGCAGAUCUCUUUGGGAGCGACUCUGCAGUGCUCAAGACCGCGGAGGGUGUUGUCGCUGGGGACGCCGCCGCGGAGGCGGCAUCCUCUGUGACUCUGGCCUCCGGUAAGUCCACUGCCACGCCGCCUCCCAGACCGCCGCCUCCCGCGACAGCGACGAACGGCGCGCCUAGACCAGCCUCGCCGACAGUGUCCGGAGUAGGAGCGGCGGUUGGAAAACCAUCCACUGGGACAGUGCCUGUCGCGGCCAGCACCACCGCCACCGCCGCUCCCAGUAAGAGCGCGUUCGACGAUUUAAACGAUAGCAUUCGUAUGGCACUGGGCGGGUCUCCGUCGAGACCGGCACCCAUAGCUCAGCAGCAGCAGCUGCCAGCCGCCGCGCAACAAUCACAGCAGCCACUGCAACAGCAACAGGGUUUUGGCAUGUUCGAUAUGGCUACGAAUAUGGCUGCUGCCGGGCAGCCGGUCAUGCCUGGCGGACCGAUGGUCGGCUACGGUAUCCCAACCCAAGUCCCGGCGGGGUACGGUUCCCCGGCUAAGCAACCGAUCUCAGGUGACGGGAAUGCAUAGAUGACUGACUGUCCUCUCCUGUUUCUUUUUUUUUUUUCUUUGCAUGCUUCGCAGGAAUCAGUGAUGCUUCCCGGUGGCCCUCGUGAGCUCUCGUGUACUCUUGUGCGCUUUGUCCAUUAACCCUCUUACACUGGAUCCGCUUCUGAAAUGUAAUGAAAGUCCACCUUGCUGGAUUGUAAUUGGAUUCUAGUUAACUUCUGAUGGAGCGUUAUUUAUUUGUUUAUCUUCUCUUUAAAUUGAAAAGAAAUGCAUGUCUUUUCAAUGAUCAAGGUUGUGAGAGUUAAUUGUUGGUGAUUGACUUGUGAACGAGACUUAUAGAGACAUUUAAGAAUUCUAAGAUGUUAAUAAAGAUGUUACCUCACUGGGUUAUGAUGGAGUAAUACUUCUGAUUGCAACACGUUAUUUAUUCAUUCUUUUUUUUUUUUAAACUUAAAAAGAAAUAUGUCUUUUUAGUGAUUAACUGUAUGAAAGCUAAUUGAUAAUUGAUAAUAAUGGUCAAUUAAUAUUAAUCAUAAUAAUGAUCAUAAUAAUGAUUAAUUCAUGAAAAGGAUUCUGGUUACAUGAUCCACAGUUAGUUGUAAAAGGGUUAAUGUUCAUUAGCUGAUAUUGAUUGGAAUGUCUUUGUCAUAGACGCAGAGAAGAAUCAAGUUUGAAAUUCAAGUAUUUCAAGUAGUUUUGUACAACGAUAUAAACGAUUUGAGAAUAGCGUAGGGGGGAGAAAAGUAAAUUUGCAAUGCUAGUUUCUGAUUUGUCACAGAAGUACAGGCUCAGAGAUAUGCAGCAUCAGUGAUUUGUGUAUCUAUUCUUGGUUUGUGAAGUAGACUAUCACAACAGUUGUACAUAAAGGUUGAUUAUUUGACCUGUUUGGAAUGCUUGCAUAUGUACCUAUUGAUACUAGCAUGAUGUUUUUGGAAAUUAAGUCUUUUAAUUUGCCUU
Molecule: messenger RNA, 3923 nt
Organism: Frieseomelitta varia
Lineage: Eukaryota; Metazoa; Arthropoda; Insecta; Hymenoptera; Apidae
Gene: lap
Product: phosphatidylinositol-binding clathrin assembly protein LAP
Exons: 14
Coding region: 786-2987 (733 amino acids)
Biological process (GO): synaptic vesicle budding from presynaptic endocytic zone membrane; clathrin-dependent endocytosis; clathrin coat assembly
Cellular component (GO): clathrin-coated pit; synaptic vesicle; extrinsic component of presynaptic endocytic zone membrane
Molecular function (GO): clathrin heavy chain binding; 1-phosphatidylinositol binding; SNARE binding
Source: RefSeq, a predicted model, not a curated record